AUGUGGCUGGUGGCGUGGGUAGUGAAGAUUAUCCAGGGAGUGCCAUACGUCCUGGACCUGGUAGUGGAGCCGAAGUUCCUGGUAGUGGACAGUAUCCUGGCAGAGCUGGGGUUCCUGGCAGCGGACAGUAUCCUGGUGGAGCAGGAGUUCCUGGUAGUGGACAGGGGUCCUGGUAGUGGACAGUUCCCUAGUGGUGCUGGAGUUCCUGGUAGCGGACAGUAUCCUGGUGGAGCUGGAAUUCCUGGUAGCGGACAGUAUCCUGGUGGAGCAGGAGGUCCUGGUAGUGGACAGUAUCCUAGUGGAGCUGGAGUUCCUGGCAGCGGACAGUAUCCUAGUGGUGCUGGAGUUCCUGGCAGCGGACAGUAUCCUGGUGGGGCAGGAGGUCUUGGCAGUGGACAGUUCCCUAUUGGAGGUGGAGUUCAUGGUAGCGGACAGUAUCCUGGCGGAGCUGGAGUUCCUGGCAGCGGACAGUAUCCUGGUGGGGCAGGAGGUCUUGGCAGUGGACAGUUCCCUAGUGGAGGUGGAGUUCCUGGUAGCGGACAGUAUCCUGGCGGAGCUGGAGUUCCUGGCAGCGGACAGUAUCCUGGUGGAGUUACAGGUAGUGGACAGCUUCCAGUAACAGGGCAAUACCCAGGGGCAUCAGUAACUGGUGGAACUGGUUAUCCUGGCGGAUCUGGUACCGGUAUUGGUCAAUAUCCUGGAGGUACGGGCAUGGGUGUUGGACAGUAUCCAACAGGAACUGGAACAGGAGCCGGCCAAGUAUUUUAUCCGGGAGGUGCUGGAACUGCCCAGUAUCCCAGUGGCUCCGGAGUAGGAAGUGGCCACUAUCCUGGAGGCGCUGGAGUGGGACAAGGCCAAUACCCAACCGGAAGUGGAGGAGGAGCAGGAAUGUAUCCUGUCGGUGGUCAACAACCAACAGGAGUCGGUGGUGCCCAAUAUCCAAGCGCUACAGGAGCUGGUCAGUAUCCAACAGGCGCUGGAGUGGGAACAGGACAGUUCCCCGGUGGAACAGGUCCGGCUGCAGGAGGACAUCCAAGUACUACCGGUGUUGGGCAGUAUCCUUCAGGAGCUGGAGCAGGAUACCAUCCUGCAGGGACUGGAACGGGACAGCAGGGAAUGGGACAACAUGGACAAUAUCCUGGCGCUGGUGGUGCAGGAACAGGCCAUUAUCCCUCUGGUACAGGCGUAGGGCAGUACCCAAGCCCGACUGGAACAGGAACAGGACAACAUUCCUGGACUGGUGCAGGAACUGGCCAAUAUCCUGGAGUAGGCGGAGAAGUGGGGACAGGGGUCGUACCGUAUCCUGGAGGACAGUACCCAAGUGGAACGGGAGGCGCAGUAGGAGGUCAGUAUCCUGGAACAGGCGUUGGAGCAGGACAGCAUGUUGCGGGACAGUAUCCUGGAGGAAGCGUUUCAGGUGGUGGUGGAGCAGGAAGUCAAUAUCCGGGCGGUGGAACGUCGCAAUAUCCAGGAGGCACUGGCGCCGGACAGUACCCUGUUGCUGGUGGACAGUAUCCCGGAUAUUACCCUAGCGGUACCGGCCAAUAUCCGGGCGGGCCCGGAGGCUAUCCCGGCGGAUCGACAGCCGUUAGUACAGGUGCAGGGGGUGCAGGGGGUGCCGGCGGCACAUCGUUAGAGCAGUAUCCAG
Anopheles bellator is the source of this 1648-nucleotide messenger RNA. RefSeq lists its product as uncharacterized. The annotation marks the transcript as partial. The transcript is spliced from 2 exons. The record is from RefSeq and is a predicted model, not a curated record. Gene Ontology annotation, cellular component: extracellular matrix. Lineage: Eukaryota; Metazoa; Arthropoda; Insecta; Diptera; Culicidae. Gene Ontology annotation, biological process: extracellular matrix organization.